AUGCUGCAGAACAAGGUUGCCGUCAUCACUGGCGCCGCCUCGGGCAUCGGCGAGGCGGCUGCCAGGCUGUUUGUGAAGGAAGGCGCUCGCGUGGUGCUGGGAGACAUCCAAGGCGACAAGGUGAGCCAGCUGGCCGGGGAGCUGGGCGGCGACCGGGCUGUGGCCCAGGACGCCGACGUGGCCGCCGAGGAAGACAUCCAGCGCCUCGCCGCCACCGCCCUGGACACCUUUGGCGGCCUGGACGUCUGGUGCUCCAACGCGGCGGGAUUACCCGCAGCGGCUGCGGCCGGAGACCUGCUGCAUGCAGGAUACUACGGCCGCACCGGCCUGUACUCUUCCGAAGCGCUGAUGGAGAGCCUGGACGCUGCGGAGUUCGACAAGCAGGUCCAGGUCAACCUGCGGGGCGUGGUGCUGGGCACCAAGCACGCGGCCCGCGCCAUGAAGGCGCGUGGCGGCGGCGGCGGCUGCAUCAUCAACACCACCUCCAUCGCCGGCCUGGAGGUCAACUGCGCGACCCACGGCGACCCGGCCUUCGUGGCAGCAGGCGGCAAGCACGGCGUGGUGGCGCUCACCAAGCUGGCGGCGUGCGAGCUGGCGCCGUACCGCAUCCGUGUGAACGCCGUGGCGCCAGGCUACACCGCCACCCCCAUGCUGGCCAAGGUGAUGGGCCUGGAGGGCGCCUCCAAGGAAGAGUUUGUGGCGGAGGUGGCCAAGGCGUCGGUGAUGCCAGGGGUGGCGCUGCUGCCCGAGGACAUCGCCCACGGCAGGCUGUACCUCGCCAGCGACCUGGGGCGAUGCGUGAACGGGCACACCCUGGUGAUUGACAACGGAGUGCUGGCAGGGGUGGCAGGCUACGUGCCGGGGCUGAAGGUUCCAGUAGGCGUGUGA
This is a messenger RNA of Chlorella variabilis, 888 nucleotides long. RefSeq lists its product as hypothetical. Lineage: Eukaryota; Viridiplantae; Chlorophyta; Trebouxiophyceae; Chlorellales; Chlorellaceae. The record is from RefSeq and is a predicted model, not a curated record. The coding region runs from base 1 to 888 and encodes 295 amino acids. The transcript has 10 exons.